Messenger RNA from Choloepus didactylus (southern two-toed sloth), 2146 nucleotides. RefSeq names its product syntrophin alpha 1 (gene SNTA1). Bases 122 to 1639 code for a protein of 505 amino acids. Gene Ontology annotation, molecular function: structural molecule activity; protein binding. NCBI's taxonomy places the organism in Eukaryota, Metazoa, Chordata, Mammalia, Pilosa, Megalonychidae. Gene Ontology annotation, cellular component: dystrophin-associated glycoprotein complex; sarcolemma; intracellular anatomical structure. The record is from RefSeq and is a predicted model, not a curated record. The transcript has 8 exons.
GGGGUAGGUGGCUGCUGACCCAGCCCGGCCCCAGCUGCCCUCUGCCCUGGGUGCUCGGUCGGAACCGGCCGGGCACGGCUGGGCAGGGUGAGCGCCGCGGCCGGGGGGUCCGGAGGCGAAGAUGGCGGCAGGCAGGAGCGCCCCGCGCACCGGGCUGUUGGAACUGCGGGCGGGGGUGGGCUCCGCGGCCGGCGGCGAGCGGUGGCAGCGGGUGCUGCUUGGUCUGGCGGAGGACGCGCUGACUGUGAGCCCCGCCGACGGCGAGCCCGGCCCCGAGCCCGGCGCCCCGCGGGAGCCCGAGCCCGCGCAGCUCAACGGCGCUGCCGAGCCGGGCGCGGCGCCCCCACAGCUGCCGGAGGCGCUGCUGCUCCAGCGGCGCCGCGUGACGGUGCGCAAGGCUGACGCCGGUGGGCUGGGCAUCAGCAUCAAAGGGGGCCGGGAGAACAAGAUGCCCAUUCUCAUCUCCAAAAUCUUCAAGGGGCUGGCAGCUGACCAGACGGAGGCCCUCUUUGUGGGGGAUGCCAUCCUGUCUGUGAAUGGGGAAGACCUGUCCUCUGCCAGUCAUGACGAGGCGGUGCAGGCCCUCAAGAAGACAGGCAAGGAGGUGGUGCUGGAAGUCAAAUACAUGAAGGAGGUCUCGCCAUAUUUCAAGAACUCUGCCGGUGGGACCUCGGUUGGCUGGGACUCUCCUCCUGCCUCACCCCUUCAACGGCAGCCUUCCUCCCCUGGCCCCCCACCCUGGGACCUCAAUGAGGCCAAACAUGUGUCCUUGAAAAUGGCAUAUGUCUCGAGGAGGUGCACCCCCACUGACCCGGAGCCGAGGUAUCUGGAGAUUCGUUCGGCCGAUGGCCAAGACACCCUCUUCCUCAGGGCCAAGGAUGAGGCCAGCUCGAGGUCAUGGGCAGCUGCCAUCCAGGCCCAGGUCAACGCUCUGACGCCCUGGGUUAAGGAUGAGCUGCAGGCACUCUUGGCAGCAACCAGCACAGCUAAGAGCCGGGACAUCAAGCAGAUUGGCUGGCUGACUGAGCAGCUGCCCAGUGGGAGCACGGCACCCACCCUGGCCUUGCUGACUGAAAAGGAGCUGCUUCUCUACUCCUCUCUCCCCCAGACCCGUGAGGCUCUGAGCCGGCCGGACCGUGCUGCCCCACUCAUUGCCACCAGGCUGGUGCACUCAGGCCCCGCCAAGGGCUCGGUGCCCUACGAUACAGAGCUCUCUUUUGCCUUGCGCACGGGCACACGACACGGUGUGGAUACUCACCUGUUCAGUGUGGAGUCACCACAAGAACUGGCUGCCUGGACCCGCCAUCUGGUGGAUGGCUGUCACCGGGCUGCUGAGGGUGUGCAGGAGGUGUCUACAGAUUGCACAUGGAAUGGCCGUCCCUGCAGCCUCUCUGUGCAUAUUGACAAGGGCUUCACACUGUCGGCGGCCGAGCAAGGUGUGGCCCGAGCCGUGCUGCUCCGGCAGCCCUUCGAGAAGCUGCAGAUGUCCUCGGACGACGGUGCCAGUCUCCUUUUCCUGGACUUCGGGGGUGCUGAGGGCGAGAUUCAGCUGGACCUGCACUCAUGUCCCAAAACUAUGGUCUUCAUCAUCCACUCCUUCCUCUCAGCCAAAGUCACCCGCCUGGGACUCUUGGCCUAGAGGUCACCAGAUGCACUAGCCUUGAAGAGGGGACACCUGCCAUAUGGCCUGAACUGGCCCUCCACUGACUGCCUGCUUACCCCUGGGCUGAGGGAAGGGAGAGAAGAAGAAGAGCCGCAGAGACCCAGCCCGAGGGAGGCUGAGAUGGUCUUGGGGACUGGGACCCAGACCCAGGACACAGUGGCCCCAGCCCACUGACCCCACCAGUGCCUUUUGCAGAGAGAUAUUUUGUGUACACAGAAGCCAUUCCAAGCCUGGGAACUGCCCCUGUGGGGAGCCUAACUCCAGCCAUCAGCUGCCGGGCCUCCCAGAGGCCCCUACGCUAUCCCCAGAGGCCCCCUGUGAAGCUGGGGUUCCUUGGGGUCAGAGGCAAGAGAAAGAGGAGGAGCCUUUCUGUUCAUUUUUCCCCUUAGCCCCACCACUCUGGGGUAUCUGGUUUUUCUUUUCUCUUUCCUUCUUACUCUUGGGUAAAUAAACAGCCUGUGAGCACACAGGCAGCCUGGCAAG